Malaya genurostris is the source of this 3535-nucleotide messenger RNA. It is a transcript of the gene SMC6, whose product is annotated as structural maintenance of chromosomes protein 6. The record is from RefSeq and is a predicted model, not a curated record. The transcript is spliced from 9 exons. Gene Ontology annotation, biological process: double-strand break repair via homologous recombination. NCBI's taxonomy places the organism in Eukaryota, Metazoa, Arthropoda, Insecta, Diptera, Culicidae. Gene Ontology annotation, molecular function: single-stranded DNA binding; damaged DNA binding. Bases 96 to 3383 code for a protein of 1095 amino acids. Gene Ontology annotation, cellular component: site of double-strand break; nucleus; Smc5-Smc6 complex.
AACAUUGAACCGUUGUGAAGACAACGCAGACAAGAUUUUUCGUGUUUGUGUUUAGUUGUUUGUUGCUGAAAAAUCGGUUUCUGGAGGUUUCAGAAAUGAAUCGACGAAAACGCGAAAAUUCUCCAGAAGUACCCUCCAAAAAGCGUCGCAGUAGAAUUGAAAGCAGCAGCGAAGAUGAAUCCAGCAGCUCACAAGCAAUCCCAUUGUCCAACGGUACGCCAACCGAUCCAAUUGAACGAGCAAUCAUCCAUGACAUUCAACAAAACAUACGUAGUGGAAAGAUUCUGAAGAUGCAGCUUAAAAAUUUUAUGUGUCAUAAAAAUCUCGUUGUUGAAUUCAAUAAACGUGCAAACUUAUUGGUUGGUAACAAUGGUAGCGGUAAGAGUGCCGUCCUUGCUGCUCUAACUAUUGGUCUAGGAUGCAGUGCUAAUAUGACAAAUCGUAGCAGCAGUGUGAAACAGCUGAUUAAACAUGGCGAGACGCAAGCUACGAUUGAAAUUCAUUUGGAGAAUGAUAGUUUUGAUGCCUUUGAGCGAGAUGUUUAUGGUAACAAAAUUAUCGUAGUGCGCACGAUCAAUGCCUCUGGGGCUACCAAUUAUAAACUAAAAAGUGAAAAUGGUAACAUCAUAACAACAAGCCGAAGCGAAUUACUUAAAUUGAUUCUGUAUCUCAACAUCCAAGUCGACAAUCCCGUUUGUGUUUUAAACCAAGACUUGGCGCGAUCCUUCCUGAAGGACUCUGACGAAAAGAAACAGUAUAGUCUUUUCUUGAAGGCAACUCAAAUCGAUGCUAUUACAAGCAAACUGAACGGGUGCACACCGCAGCUGGAAAAUGCUAAACAUAAUCUGGAAUGCAAUGAAAAAAGUUUGCGUUUCAUGGAAAACGAAAUUGUCGAAAUGCGGCAUAAGUAUGAAAACUUACAAUCAGUUGAGAAACUCAAAGAAGAAGUUCAAGCUGCAAAACUUAAGCUCGGUUGGCGAAUAGUGGCUGAUAAAUCGGAGGAAUGUUCGAAUGUAGAGGAUCAGUUGCGAGAGAAGUUGAAUACGGUGAAGGAAUAUAUGAAUGCCAUUAAAAACAAGGACGCCAUCGAAGAGGAGAUUCAGCGCACUAUUCAGCGCUAUCGAAAUGACAUUGAAGGAAAGAAAGUUGGGUUCGGAGAAGUAAAGGAAAAAUAUAUACAAGCGCGCAGGAUCGCACAGCAGCUGCAGGAACAGCUUGCGGACAAAAAACGACAAAUGAUGAAAAUAAACGACCGGAUAAUGCGCCAGGCUGAUGAUAUUAAAAACCUAGAAACGGUUUUGGCAGAACGAAAUGAAUCAGGAUUUAAUCGUAUUGCCGAAGAAAAGAAACGCAAUGAACAAACAAUAGUGGAACUGACGGACAAGAAGAGCGGAUUGCAGGCAAUGAUAGAAAAUGCAAAACGUGACGUGGAAGCUCAUCACAAUACGCUUAUCCAAAUCACCGACGCUAAAGAAGAAUUUAAUCAUCGACGUAUAGCUAAGCAGCAUGAAACAUCUAGGACAGAAGAACAACUAAAACAGUUCGAAUCAUCUUCACGUGAUAGUUUGUCAGUUUUUGGGCAAAAUAUGCCGUCCUUCGUGGCCAGAAUUGGCCAACUAUACAAACAGCGAAAAUUCACAGAGCUACCUCGUGGGCCACUUGGUCAGUAUAUCAAAGUAAAAAAUAAGAAGUGGACCGCCAUGAUCGAAACAGUGAUAGGACCUGGCAUGUUGACUGCAUUCUACGUCAAUUCGGAUGCUGACCGUGCCACACUCAAUCAGUUAAUUGAUCGAGAGUUUCGGGAUAUGCGGGGCCGAACCAUAAUUACCAGUCGCUUUCACAAUCAGGUCCAUGAUGUUCGCGAUGGUCAGGUGGAGGAAGUGCAGAACGCACACUCGUUAAUGAAUCUCAUCAGCGUCAGUGAUCCGGUGGUAAUGAACUGUUUGAUCGAUCAGGUUAAGAUAGAAACGAUUCUUGCAGUGGACGAUCAAACUUUAGCUAUCGAUCUAACAAGUCAACAGGAAAAUGUGCCCAGAAACUUGCAGAAAGUUGUUGUUAUGGAACCUUUUUCUGAGUUUUACCCAAUGCCUAAUUACAGAAGUUAUGGACUCCAGAAACGACCUGCCCGUUAUUUACAAGUCAAUCUUUCGGAACUGAAGAAGCAAACCGAACGUCUGAUGCUUCAACUUAAUCAAGAAAUGAGCCAAUUGAAUGAAAUAAUCGAUGUGGAGACUCGGAAACAGAAGGACAAGAAUCGAGAAUUGCAAGAAAGACAGAAGCAGUUGUCGAAAUUACAGCAAGAACUAAACACAAUAGAGUCGAAAAUCGUGGAUCUCAAGGCGAUUGAAUACCCUGCUGAAUCGGAAAAUGUUGCCCUUCAGAAUGAACUUGACGAGCUGAAAGUCUCUCAGACUAAGCUCAGCGAAACGAUUUCCGAAUGCAAACAGAACUUGGAAACAUUCAUGCGCGAAAUUACCGCUCAGGAUCGUAAUAUCGAAGAGAAAAAAGAACACAUGGCCGUAAUUGAACGCGAACUACAAGAAAUACAAGGCAAGAUUGAUGCAGAACAGCAGAAACAGCACGAUAUGCAGGCAAAUUCUAAAACCAAACAGCAGCAACUGGACCGACUGACCCAAGAGGUUCAGAAAAUGCAAUCAGUACGAAAUGAAUUGAAGCAGACACUGGAGGCUGCCACGAAGGAAGCACAAGAAACGGGUGAUCGUGUUGAAUUAACUGAAACUGAUACGCAGGAUGGGCUGAAGAAGAUCAUUUCCUCAACAGAAAAGCGCAUGAGACAUAUCAAUUCGAAAAAUGAAGACAUCGCUGAUGUCAAGGCCAUAUUGGACAAUAAAUUGAUGAAGCGGGAUACCUCUUUGCGUUAUACGGAUUCCUUGAAAAGGGUUAUCAGAACACUGCAUAACUCACGCUCAGCUCGAUAUGCGUAUCUGCACAAACUCAAGUCUCACAUGUCACUGCGUGUGAAACACAAGUUCAAUACCGUGAUGCAACUACGAGGGUUUGUCGGUGAAAUCGUCAUGGAUGCAAAAAACUGUACAUUGGCUCUUUCGGUCGUGCCUCGAGAUAAAAACGUUACCAAUGCGGUAUCCAAUACGAAAUCGCUUUCUGGGGGAGAACGCUCAUACUCGACGGUGGCGUUCCUGAUUGCGCUCUGGUCCUGCGUUGACACACCGUUCUACUUUCUGGACGAGUACGAUGUUUUCACCGAUCAGGUCAAUCGGCACAUGAUGACAAUGUUACUGCUGAACGAGACAAAAAAGAAAGCUGAUCGACAGUUCUGCUUUCUAACACCGCAAGACAUGAGCAAUAUUCAAGCGACUGACGAUCUGACAAUUCAUCGAAUGGCUGACCCGGAACGAUGUUAGUGUUUUCCAUGGCACACCUAACUGAAAUGCUGUGUUACAAGUAUUAGGUUUUAUUUCUGUUGUACUAUUCCAUGCGUCUGAAUUCUUUCAGUAGACUAUACCUUGUUAAUUUAAUGAAGUGUCCUUACAUAAUAUAUUUAAUGUAGUUGAAA